ACCGCAACCUUACCAACCAUUCUCCUGCACAAAAAUGGCCGCUGCAGGCUUCGCCUACGUGCAUUCCUAGGAACUUCCCUUUCCCAGCAUGGCGCUGCGGUCGCGGCGCAGAACGAGUGACGUCGUCACGCUAGCAUACGGAACAAUGUCGGACGAUAGGUUGAGGCGUGAGCUGGUGUCUCUCGGCUUCAAACCGGGACCGAUCACCGAUAGCACGCGCGGCGUCCUGCAGAAGAAGCUAGAGAAGUUACGUAGAGAGUCUGCGGGGCGCCGGAACUCCGCUGGGGGCGGGGAGAGGCGCAGCGGCGCAGGCGGGGGGCGCACCUACCAGGGACGCGGCACUGACAGCCGAGUGGAAGAAGAUGAGGAUGAGGAAGACGAGGAGGAGCAGCGCCGCUGGGAGACGCACCGAUCUGACCUGUUGCCCGGCCUGCACAGGCCGCAGCAGCUGGCUGAGGAACGGGUAUCCUGGGGCAGGGAGACCCGGCCGGUGGAGGGCAGCUGGGGAGCAGGCAGCAGAGCGGAGGAUGUCCUGUACCCCCGGAGAAGUGUCACCACCUCUUCUCCCCACACGGAGCACAGCGGGCUGUGGCGCAGGGAUAGGGACAGCUGGGCAGCGGACUAUAACGGGAGCUCCAGCCUGGGAUGGAGGCCGGGAAGCACCGGCAGCCUCCCACACACACGGACAGGGGGCCUGGAACAGGGGAGAGCCCGGUACGGAUGGGAGCAGCCGGACACAACGGACAGCCGCCCUCACACGGGGGUCCCGGCCCUGAGGCGGGAGGGGACUGCUCAUCACAAGCCGCACUGGGCCAGGUGCACCGAGUACUAUCUUGCCGUCCUGUUGCGGGUGCUGUGCGCGGUGCUGCUCACGGUCUUCCUCGGCAUCCUGGUUAUGAAGAGCGGGGUCCUGAGCAGCCAGCAGGACAGUGAAUUGAAAUUACUUCCUACUGACUGUGAAGGCAGAAAAGAUUCGUUUUGCAAAGCCAAGGAGAAGCAAAUUGUCCUCCAAAUCUUGUCAGAAUUAUAUGAUUUUCUGUCCAUAGAAGCUGGCAGAUUUGAGUGUGGAAAUCCUUCUGGUCUGAGUAGUAAGUGUGUCCCAAUCAACAGAGCAAAAGAACAUGUGAUGAAUGUUAGUGGCUAUGCAUCUAUGAAAUUUGAUGCUGCUCUAGACUGGAUGCUGACCAGUGAUGUCCAUCUUGGGAUAUGGGCAAAAGGAGAAGAUGCUGAAGACACUGUCACUAAAAGGGCUGAUAUCUUCUGUGUUGAAUCAUCACGACCACGUCUAGGAAUUACUUGUCGAAUGAAGAAUGCACUCUACACAGCAAUUUCUAACCUAUUUCUGGCUGUUCUUGGUAUUUUUUUUCUUUGGCUAGUGUUGAUCCUCCUGAGAUAUCAUUGGCGAAGGUUGGAGGAAGAGGAGAAGCAAAUGUUUGAUAUGGUUGAGAAAAUCAUUGAUGCUGUAAAAUAUCAUUACAAAGAUUGGACUCUUGGAAUAGAGCAGAAUGCAUAUGUUGGUAUCUUGCAUGUGAGAGAUACAUUGAUAAUGCCUCAGGACAGGAAACGCUUGAAGAAAGUAUGGGAUCGCGCAGUGCAGUUUAUUGAGGAUAAUGAGUCCCGUCUCCGCACAGAGUCACAGCGUGUAGCCGGAGCAGAUUUGAGGGCAUGGCGUUGGACCCAUUCACGAAGUGAAUACCCCAGAGAGAGGAUGACUUCUCCCUCAUUUUUGUCCUCUACUAUGAGGGAAUAAUGUUUCUGACAAUGGUAGUGGUGUUCUUAAACCGGUCAAUUCAUUGCUUUUGGUAAUAGCAAAUUGAAACAGAAGUUGAUACGAAGUGGAACUAAUAGCACAUCGUUUAAGCAGGGUAAAUCUUGCUAUAUUGAACAAUGCAUUGAAUGUAUGUUUGGUGUAUAAAUGAUCUGUUUGUCAAAGUAAUGCAUACAAUGCCUAUGUAGAGCAUACUGUAUGUGGGUGAUUAUAGGAACCUGCAAGGUUCUUACGGAUUUGUAUUUUCCUUUACAGUACAGGAAUUAAAAUAACCAGCGGCAUAUAUAGAAAUAUAUUUUUGAAAUAUUUUGUAUUCUGGUAAAUAUUUUUAUUAAUGUUCGGUUUAUUUAUGGUCUGUGUAAUAACUCACUCCUGCUUCAUAAACAAUAUAAUUUGCAUCCACAUUUGGUGGGCUGUCGGGUAGCUCUGCUUACUGUACUUGUGUUCAUCCUUUCUUAAAUUCGUUACACUGUCCAAGUUUCUCUGUAUAUCACAAGAUAAUAGACUGCAUAAAAGCUUAUUAUCCCCCAACUCUUUAAA
Molecule: messenger RNA, 2308 nt
Organism: Pseudophryne corroboree (corroboree frog)
Lineage: Eukaryota; Metazoa; Chordata; Amphibia; Anura; Myobatrachidae
Gene: LEMD2
Product: LEM domain nuclear envelope protein 2
Exons: 9
Coding region: 89-1750 (553 amino acids)
Biological process (GO): negative regulation of BMP signaling pathway; nuclear envelope organization
Molecular function (GO): chromatin DNA binding
Source: RefSeq, a predicted model, not a curated record